Molecule: messenger RNA, 715 nt
Organism: Rotaria sp. Silwood1
Lineage: Eukaryota; Metazoa; Rotifera; Eurotatoria; Philodinida; Philodinidae
Source: the annotation of a GenBank genome assembly
AUGAAUUAUGAUAAUAAAUUUCGUUUUUUACAUCGAUCAAUAAUUCUUUGUUAUUUAUUGAUCAUUAAUUUUAUUAUUAAUGGUAUAAAUGCUGAUACAAAAAAAUCUUUAAAUGAUAUUGGUAAUGAAAAACAUGUAUUUGAUGGACAAUUUAGUAAUAAAAAAAAUUUUGUUAUCGAUGAUUGUAUACCAUUAGCAUUUGGAGAUUUUAAUGCCGAUAAAAUUAUUGAUAUAUUUUGUCGAAAUACACAAGGUAAUAGUAUUCGAGUUAUGCUUAAUGAUGAUCGAUCACCAACAUCGAAAGUACAAUAUAUAGUUAAUAUAACAGGAAUUAUUUAUGAUGCAUUAGCAGCUGAUUAUGAUGGAGAUAGUAAACUUGAUUUAUUUAUACUUUAUAAAACAACAUCAGAUCAAACAAUGUACAAUGGUGGUUUUCUAUGGGGUGAUAGAAUUAAGUUAAGUAAGUAUUGAUACAUUUUUUUUAAAUAGUAAAAUUAAGUUUUUAGAAUACUAAAAAAAAGUUAUUUUUGACUAUUCGAAACAAUGAAAUCUCGAAAGAACAUUUUAUUAAAAAAAUUUUUUUUUUUCUCUCUACUUGACACAUACUACAUUAUUCACUGUUACUUUUAUUAUGUAAUGAAGAGUUUCAGACACUAAUACCUGUCCAAAAAUAUAGUGACCGUGAGUAUUUUUGAAAUAACUCAAGAACGGAAAG